Passer montanus (Eurasian tree sparrow) is the source of this 1494-nucleotide messenger RNA. RefSeq names its product solute carrier family 35 member A2 (gene SLC35A2). Gene Ontology annotation, molecular function: UDP-galactose transmembrane transporter activity. Gene Ontology annotation, cellular component: Golgi membrane. NCBI's taxonomy places the organism in Eukaryota, Metazoa, Chordata, Aves, Passeriformes, Passeridae. The transcript has 6 exons. The coding region runs from base 1 to 1284 and encodes 427 amino acids. The record is from RefSeq and is a predicted model, not a curated record. Gene Ontology annotation, biological process: pyrimidine nucleotide-sugar transmembrane transport.
AUGGCGGCCCCGGGGGCGGCGGACGGGGGAGGCUCCGGAGAUUCUGCUGCUGCUGCUCAUCCAGCACCGGGUGUCCGGCAGACGGCGGUGACGCUGCACGAGGCCGUGGUGGGACAGUUUGGGGACACGCUGCGCCUGGCUGUCCCCUCCCUCAUCUACACCCUGCAGAACAACCUGCAGUACGUGGCCAUCUCCAACCUGCCCGCGGCCACCUUCCAGUCACAGUUCCCGUGUUCCUGUCCCCAUGUCCCUGUGACGAUGUCCAGGGUCCCUGUCCCUGAUGUCCCUGCUGGUGACAGUAUCUGUGUCCCUGUGCACGUGUCACACCAUGGGGACACGGGGCUGUGCCUGCUGCUGCUGCUGCUCAUCCAGCACCGGGGCAGUGUCCGGCAGACGGCGGUGACGCUGCACGAGGCCGUGGUGGGACAGUUUGGGGACACGCUGCGCCUGGCUGUCCCCUCCCUCAUCUACACCCUGCAGAACAACCUGCAGUACGUGGCCAUCUCCAACCUGCCCGCGGCCACCUUCCAGGUGACGUACCAGCUGAAGAUCCUGACCACGGCGCUGUUCUCGGUGCUGCUGCUGGGCACGGCGCUGUCGCGGCUGCAGUGGCUGUCGCUGGCGCUGCUCUUUGCGGGCGUGGCGCUGGUGCAGGCGGAGCAGGCGCGGGCCGUGCCCCCUCCGGCGGCGCUGGCGCCGUCCGCGGGCCCCGAGGGCCCGGCGCAGAGCUACGCCGUGGGGCUGGCGGCCGUGGCCGCCUCCUGCCUGUCCUCGGGCUUCGCCGGCGUCUACUUCGAGCGGCUGCUGAAGCGCUCGGGCGGCUCCAUCUGGCUGCGCAACGUGCAGCUGGGCGCCGUGGGCACGGCCGUGGGGCUGGGCGCCAUGCUGGCCGCCGAGGGCCCGGCCGUGGCCGCGCUCGGCUUCUUCUACGGCUACAACGGCGCCGUGUGGGCCGUGGUGGUCAACCAGGCGGCCGGGGGGCUGCUGGUGGCCGUGGUGGUCCGCUACGCCGACAACAUCCUCAAGGGCUUCGCCACGGCGCUGUCCAUCCUGGCCUCCACGGCCGCCUCGGCGCACCUCUUCGGCUUCCGGCCGCGCGCGCCCUUCCUGGCCGGCACCGCCAUGGUGCUGGCCGCCGUGGUGCUCUACGGGCGGCCCCGCGGCCAGGCCGGCCACCGCAGCCAGGACGGCGGUCUCCCAGCAAGGCCAAGGGCACCUGACGGCUCCGAGCGACCCCCCGGGCCCUAUAGGAUCCAUAUGGACCCUCCCCCUCGGGCCCUAUAGCAUCCAUAUGGACCCUGCCCCCAGUCCCUGUGGGGGCCAUAUGGACCCUCCCUCUCCUGGGGGCUAUAGGGACCCUCCCCCCCAGUCCCUAUAGGGGCCAUAUGGACCCCCCCAGUCCCUAUAGGGGAUACAGGGGCACUCCUGGUUCCCAUAGGAGCACUAUGUCCGCUCUCCCCCACCCCCGCUCCGGGGGCUAUAGGUCCCCCCCCA